Molecule: messenger RNA, 1118 nt
Organism: Dermacentor silvarum
Lineage: Eukaryota; Metazoa; Arthropoda; Arachnida; Ixodida; Ixodidae
Product: glucoside xylosyltransferase 2-like
Exons: 5
Coding region: 103-933 (276 amino acids)
Biological process (GO): protein O-linked glycosylation via N-acetylgalactosamine
Molecular function (GO): UDP-xylosyltransferase activity
Source: RefSeq, a predicted model, not a curated record
AACCAAUACGACGACGGCCUGAUUGCUGUGAAAUCAGCGAUCGCCUACUCCACGUCUCCACUGCGCAUAAUCAUCAUCACUGAUGACAUUGGGCAGAAAGAUAUGCUUAAAGAGGUUGGUUCGUGGCCACAAGAGAUCACACGGCGUGUUCGCGUCUACAUCCAGCCCCUUCGGCUCCCUGGCACGUACAAGUUGGCGAAGACGCUGGGACCGUGCGCGGCGCAGGAAAUGUUUCUUGCGAGCGCACUUCCGCAAGAGGACGCAGUCAUCUACGCGAGCGCCGAAAUGGUGUUCCUUCACCCGGUGGAGAACCUGUGGGGGAUACUUGCCGCCAUGGACGCACUCCACGUGACCGCCAUGGCGCCAGAAACGGAGAGCGCUGUCCGCAUGUGGUACGAGGUCAUGAGAAAGCAACCGCCGCCGCUCCCUUUCGGUAUGACCUCGGGCCUGGUGCUCAUGAACCUGACGCGCAUGCGUGAGUUGGGCCUGGAGCGACGCCUGACGGAACUCGACCGAGAGACUGCGGCGCCCGUGCGUAAAGGGGAUAUGUUGAGCAACCUCUUCACUGGGCGCCCCGAAGCUCUGCGGACAUUCACUUGCUGCUGGCACUUCCACUCGGGCCACUGCAACGGAUCCGCGCUGUGCAUAGACGGGCCGGUGGCCGCUGUUCGUGGAUCGCAACAAGUCCCGGCCUUCGCUGCGCUGCGUGACGCCAUGCGAGAGUAUGUGCUGGGCGGCAGCCUCGAGAAAGAGUUCAUCCGUCCACUGAGCGCGCGCCUCCACGAUAUGACGCCGUCCAACUGCUCAAUGCACUUCAAGAGGCAACUGCCCAUAUGGCUGCAAGUGGCCCGCCACGUCGACAACGAGUCGGUGCCGAUAACUCUCGACCACAACCUCUUGCGCUUUCAACGCCCGCCACUACGGGGACAGUGAAGGCGGAUCGAGGCGAUCGGACCACGUGACGGGUCGAGGCGAGCUUCCACCUCCUCGACAGUGCGGCCGUUCUCAAAGGAGGACGCAUAUGUUUGGAAGCGUUAUGUGCUGCGCUCGCGCUGUAAAAAUUCCGUUCACUCUUAAAAGAGAACACUUAUUAUUUUUUAUACGCCCCUGCUGAAGAC